GGGAGACCAAGAGGGGGUGAGGAGAUGGGGGGGUGGGGCCAGGGAUCCCCUACCGGAGGUAGGCAUGACGACGGGUAUGAGUCGGACGGACGUCAGCCGGACUUCGGACAGAGACGCCCGGUUCGCCACGAUAGGAGAGAACCGCCUCGGGAGUCGGGCCGACCGGAGGCCGAACGAAACCGACGCUAUGAUCCCAACGAACUCGGCCGACCCGAUAUGGGACGAAACGGACCGAAGGACCGUCCCGAAAUUGGCCGACCCGAUGUAGGACGAAACCGACCGACCGACCGUCCCGACGUAGGCCGAGCAGACGACGAACGAAACCGACUGAAUGACCGUACCGACAUAGGCCGACCACGUGUCGGAGAAGACCGACCAAUCAACCGGCGUAAAAUGAGCCCACCUGACGUCGAAAGGCGUCGACCAGGUGAUCCACGUGAUCACAGGUACAGUCCCAACGGUCGUGGAUAUCCUCCUCGGGAACGAGAAACGAAUCCUUCCAGAGAACGAGCUCAAGGGCCAGGCGACCCUUACAGAGGCUUCCGACCUGAAGAACCCCGAAGCCGUAGACCAAGCGGGCCACCACCUAGGUACAACCCGGAAGAUCGUUGGGACGAGAGGGACCACGGCCGCUUCCCGCCCAAAGACGACGCAUUGCCUACACGUGAUUACAACCAAGGGCAGAGGCGAUUUACUCCCAAAGAACAAGUUCCACCAAACCGUCGGUUCACACCACAAGAACAGCGCAACGCGCGGAAGAACACGCCAUUCGACCCAAGAGCUCCGUCAGAUUUCGAGUCCGAUAGGAACGAUCAUCGCAGACCGGGUGAGCCACCACGCGGGAGGUCUCCAUACGACAGGGACGACGUCUCAUGGGGGCCACGAUUUCCAACCGAUGGCCCGUACGGUAGGAAUGAAGCGCCACCUAGUGACCGUCGUGGUCAUGACAUGCCACCUGGCGAGCGCCGUGGGCAACCCAUGCACAGCCACCCAUACUCGCAAGGCGGCGUUGCUCCAGGGUUCCGUCCCGACUACCCACCGGAUCCCUCCAGUAGAGGAGAACCCCCGUACCAGAACACCAGCACACCCCGCGUUCCAGAGGGCCCCUACCGACCUGUACCAAAAGCUGGCCCAUACCCCGAGCGAGAGAAUGGAUACAUCUCCGACGCGUCCUCUCGGUACCGACCGCGCGACGACUCCUACCAAUCGGACGACGAAAACUCCCGAAGCAGUCAAAACGACGGCUACGAAAUCCCGGCGAAGAAGCCGAACCGAGGGUUUUCGUAUGCACCGAAAGAAUCGCUGGAGCGGUCCUUCAACCAUGGAACGUACAACCCGCCUACACCAAAACCUGGGGGUGUCCGACGGCCGAAGUCUUUGGAGGACAUCUCCGAUGAAGACCGAGGUCAUCCCGAGGGACAGUCGACUUUUGCCGAGGAAUAUCGUCAGAAACCGAAAGCGUAUCCUACUGCGCAGUCGCAGUAUCCGGAAAAGUCCGAAGACCCGACGGAAGACGAAGUUAUCUUCCUGAGCGCGACGCUCGCCUAUUGGCUGAUCGGAGUGGGUGUGGCCUGUAUUGUGGUCGGAACCGUCGGCUUGUUCUUCUGUAUGACGUGGCACGCCAUGGCCGGGGCUCCAUUGUGGAGUGGACUAUGUGUCGUUGCGACGGGAGGUCUUGCCAUUGUGAACAACAAACAUCCGUCUAAGUUCGUCACCACGGUCUUUGUUGUCGUCGCAGUUGUCGCCUUGCUUUUGCAGCUCGUCAACGCCGGCAUAACGGCCAGCGGACUCUCUAUCGCUGUCGACAUCAUCAAGGAAAUCAAUGUCAAUGGGGGUCAAAGAGCUGCGGUCCCUACACCAGCACCAGGAUUCAAUAUCAUAUUUUGGAACACGGCAAUCUAUGCAUUUGUCUCUACCCCAAAUUUAAUGUUCUAUGUGAAUAUAGCAAUGUUUGUGGUGAUUCUGCUGACAUCGGUGGUGGCGAAUGUGCUGCUAAUUUUCGUUCUGGCGAAGACGGUGCAGAAACUACGUCAGAGGAAACAACAGAAAGGAGAACGGAACAUCUCUAUGAUGAACCUCCCACAAGCCGAACACGUCCAACCCGUCAACCCCCCGCACAGCCAGAUACACUACAUGGACUCUCUCACUUGAACCACAGCCGGACUAUGUAAGCGAGACAGAACAACUGUAUAUACUUCGGUCACAUUUCCAAACCGGGGCGCAGCCUGGCAGCUUUCAUGAACGAAACGUGUAAUGCAAAAGACAACUAAACACAAGAACAUUCUAAAAAUUGUCAUGAGCUUAAUUUGUGUAAUAAAAAACUAUACUCUUGAUAAACAAAUUUAUUUUCCGAUUUCAAAUCGCAAACAUUGCCUACUCGGAGCCAGGCCGAGCUGUUUGUAGAUACGAUGGAUUUAAGUUUAUGCCUAUAAAUAUGUACAAGGCAUACCGUAAAAUGUUGGUCUGUUUUGUGUUCUUUGCUGUCUGUUAUACUGUACUUCCGUUCCUAAAAACUACCGAACCGGGCUCCUUUGUGGAAAUGUGACGUUAAAAUUGGACAGGUUACUUUCUGACAAGUAAGCUUUAUUACAGUAACUAUACCCAAGAAGAAAUACAGAGCAAGUCUUUAUCUAG
Molecule: messenger RNA, 2634 nt
Organism: Branchiostoma floridae (Florida lancelet)
Lineage: Eukaryota; Metazoa; Chordata; Leptocardii; Amphioxiformes; Branchiostomatidae
Product: extensin-like
Exons: 5
Coding region: 25-2151 (708 amino acids)
Source: RefSeq, a predicted model, not a curated record